Messenger RNA from Neoarius graeffei (lesser salmon catfish), 1868 nucleotides. RefSeq lists its product as uncharacterized. The coding region runs from base 1 to 1803 and encodes 600 amino acids. Lineage: Eukaryota; Metazoa; Chordata; Actinopteri; Siluriformes; Ariidae. The transcript is spliced from 18 exons. The record is from RefSeq and is a predicted model, not a curated record.
AUGGAGAUCCGCAGCUUGAGACAUGUUUUCUAUAUUCUUCUUCUCACAACAGGACCAUGUGAGAUGACCAUGAAUACAGAAGCUACAUUGAAAAUGGAUGAAGCCUUACUAACCAUCCAUAAUCAGAUGUCCUAUGGGGUUCAAGUUCUCUACACUUCAGAUUACUGCUAUAAGUGUCUGUACCAACCUUUGGCAAGUAUGGAAGUUGGACCAGGAAAUGUGUCUGUGGUGUUGAGCACACCUUUCACUUUAACUCUGAAAGCCUCCCCGGUGAAUGCCACUAACACUUUGUGCAGUCAUUCCAGCUUAAACUAUCAAUUUGAAGAGGCAGGACAUUAUUCUCUUUGGGUCACACCUGGAGAUGCACUUACCGGUAGUGUAACCUGCUAUAUUUCUCUGGAUAAGUUUCCACAUAGCACCUAUCAACCUUUGUGGGUAGCUGCUUUUGUUCUAGUCAUUUUGGCCUUUAUUUGGGCCUCUAUACCUUUUCUGUCCAGAUGUAGCUGCACAUUAAGGCUCAAAAAUCUCCUUUGCUGCUGCAGGGCUAAAUACUCUACGGAUAGGGAAGAAGCCACAAAUCAAGCCAGCAUGGACCAAAGCCAACCAAAGUCAUCCCGUUUAAAAUCAUUAGACACAUUUCGAGGCUUCUCUAUAACCCUUAUGGUGUUUGUGAACUAUGGAGGUGGAAGAUACUGGUUCUUUCAGCAUGCACCAUGGAAUGGCCUUACCAUAGCUGAUCUUGUGAUGCCCUGGUUUGUAUUCAUCAUAGGAACAUCUGUAAUGUUAGCAUUUAGCUCCAUGCGAAGAAAAGGUGUGACAAGACUCCAACUUUUGCGCAAGCUGAGCUGGAGAACAGUGGUGCUGAUGCUUAUUGGGUUCUGUUUCAUUAACUACAGCCCCAGAGAUGGUUUAUUGUCAUGGUCCUGGCUACGGAUACCUGGAGUGCUUCAGCGUCUGGCUUUCACCUACUUCAUCCUGUCACUGAUGCAGACAUUCUCUCCCUAUCAAGAGAUCCCACUAAGUCAGGUCCGCUGGUGGAGCCCUGUCCAGGAUGUGGUGCUCUACUGGCCUGAGUGGAUUUUCAUUUUGGUGCUGGAGACAGUGUGGCUGUGUGUCACAUUCCUGUUGCCUGUGCCCAACUGCCCCACUGGGUAUUUAGGAGCUGGAGGUAUAGGAGAUAAUGGUCUAUACCCAAACUGCACAGGCGGGGCUGCUGCAUAUAUAGAUAGAUGGUUAUUAGGAAACAAUAUCUACUGGCAUCCAACAUGUAAGGCUAUGUAUCACACAACUCAGCCUUUUGACCCAGAAGGAGUCCUAGGUACUAUUAAUUCUAUUGUCAUGGGAUUCUUUGGGAUGCAGGCAGGAAAGAUUUUCCUCUUCUACCGCAAACUCAACAGCAAGAUUAUCAUACGAUUCACAAUCUGGGCUGUCAUCCUGGGAAUCUUGACGGCCAUCCUUUCUAAGUGCACACGAGACUCUGGAUUUAUACCUGUCAAUAAAAACCUUUGGUCUCUAUCCUAUGUGACCUGCAUGGGCUCCAUGUCCUUUGUAUUGCUGGGUAUGAUGUAUUUUGUUGUGGACAUCAAGGAAUGGUGGGGUGGCCAACCUUUCAUUUAUCCUGGAAUGAACUCCAUCUUAGUGUAUGUGGGCCAUUCUCUGCUGGGCUUUUACUUUCCUUUCAGCUGGGAGAUGCGCUACCAGGACAGUCACUGGGAACCACUGUUCCAGAGCCUGUGGGGAACUGCACUCUGGAUCUUUAUCACCUAUCUGCUCUACCGCAAACAAUUUUUCCUCAAAAUCUAAGUCUGUAUUUUAUUUGAUUGUGAAUAGCAAGCAUUUAAAUUGGAUGGAUGACCCAACUUCCACAU